AGAGAGCACAACACAAACCCAUCAAAGAAAACACUUUUGGUGGUGUUUCGUUUCGUUUAGUUACAUCUUUUUGUGGGAGAAAGAAGAACCCCACGUUUCACUUUCACAUUUUGCUUUGGGAAAUGCUACAAUUGUUCCUUGCAAAACCAAAGCACAUCAUGUAGAAGACUCGACUCUUCUUUUCCUUUCACUCUUUUUUGGGCACGUCACACGUGGGAAUCCUCUAAUUCCGAACACGGCUUGUUAGGGAGCGUGUGAGUUAGUUUGGGCAUGGAGGAGGACAAGUAUGCAAGGGAAUUGGAAGUGGCUGUUAGGGUGGUCCACGUGGCAUGUGCUCUCUGUGGGAGGGUGCAGGAGAGGCUCCUUGCGACCAACAAUGAUAACGUUCUGUCCAAGGAUGAUGAUUCUCCUGUUACUGUUGCAGACUUGAGUGUUCAAGCAACUAUUAGUUGGUUACUAUCAGAAAUUUUUGGGGUUCAAAAUGUAUCAAUUGUUGCCGAAGAAGACAUAGAAACCAUAUCCAAAGAUGAAUCAGCAGGCUUGCUAGCAGCUGUUGUGGAUACUGUUAAUGAGUCUUUAGCUUUUGCAUCCAAUUAUGGUCUUCAAAGUCCGGCGACAACUCUUGGGACAUCAGAAGUUCUUGAAGCCAUUGCCCGGUGCAACUCCUCUGGAGGCCCCAGGGGAAGACAUUGGGUACUUGACCCUGUUGAUGGCACCUUAGGAUUUGUACGCGGUGAUCAGUAUGCUGUUGCUCUAGCUCUGAUUGAGGAUGGAAAAGUUGUUCUUGGAGUUCUUGGGUGUCCUAAUUACCCAAUUAAGACAGAAUGGCUUAAUUAUCAUUAUCAACUUCAUCACACAAGGACGCAAUCAUCUCAAACAAUUCCUGAUGCAUGGGGAAAAGGAUGUGUAUUGUAUGCAAGAAGAGGCAGUGGUGAGGCAUGGUUGCAAUCGUUAAUUGAUGGAGAUAAAAUGCUAGAAUGGCCAAAUUGUGCUAGACUUAUUCGGGUUUCUUCCACCGAUGAUCCAGCAUUGGCAACUCUCUGUGAACCAGUGGAAAGGGCAAACUCAAAUCAUUCUUUCACAGCAGGACUUGCUCACAGUGUGGGACUGAGGAAACAGCCCUUACGCGUGCACAGCAUGGUAAAAUAUGCAGCAAUAGCCCGGGGAGACGCAGAGAUAUUCAUGAAAUUUGCAAAGUGUGGGUACAAGGAGAAGAUAUGGGAUCAUGCUGCUGGUGUUGUGAUUGUUGAAGAGGCUGGUGGUGUGGUGACUGAUGCUGGGGGGCGCCCCUUGGACUUUUCAAAGGGAAUGUACUUGGAAGGUCUUGAUAGAGGCAUAAUUGCAUGCUCUGGUGUCACAUUGCAUGAAAAACUAAUUGGUGCUGUUUAUGCUAGUUGGGACUCCUCAAAUUUAUGAGGCUUUCUUUCUUAUCAAUGAGGCAAAUUUUUUUUAGAGCCAUUCCGGGUCUUUAAUUUUUCCCCCCCGUGCCCUUUAUUCUACAAAGUUGUUUGGCACUUCAAUAGAGAGUAGCUAACUUUUCUGCAUAAUUAUAGCAAAUUAUCUUAUAUUGGAGAUUUAUAUUGGAAUUUAACUCCUAAAGGACAACAUUCC
Molecule: messenger RNA, 1611 nt
Organism: Abrus precatorius (Indian licorice)
Lineage: Eukaryota; Viridiplantae; Streptophyta; Magnoliopsida; Fabales; Fabaceae
Product: PAP-specific phosphatase HAL2-like
Exons: 3
Coding region: 271-1416 (381 amino acids)
Biological process (GO): phosphatidylinositol phosphate biosynthetic process; sulfate assimilation
Molecular function (GO): 3'(2'),5'-bisphosphate nucleotidase activity
Source: RefSeq, a predicted model, not a curated record